Molecule: messenger RNA, 2050 nt
Organism: Fomitopsis serialis
Lineage: Eukaryota; Fungi; Basidiomycota; Agaricomycetes; Polyporales; Fomitopsidaceae
Product: MATE efflux family protein
Exons: 12
Coding region: 38-1591 (517 amino acids)
Biological process (GO): xenobiotic detoxification by transmembrane export across the plasma membrane
Cellular component (GO): membrane
Molecular function (GO): antiporter activity; xenobiotic transmembrane transporter activity
Source: RefSeq, a predicted model, not a curated record
CUAGCCAUCUUGUCUUGCGCUGUAUAUCUUACUGCUUAUGUCUUCCGCCAACGCAGACGAGACGCAACCUCUGCUCAGCGUAGGGAGUUCACAGAAUGCCUUCGCAGAUCUACCGUCUUCGAACAGCUCCGUGACGCUGCUUACACAACCGGAAGCCGGCCCGCCGUUGUCUGUAAACAGGGAAGGGCUCGUACCGCUUCUCAAGUCAUUGUUGGUCGACUCUGUACCUGUGACAUUAUCAUACGUCCUGCAGAAUUCUAUUCAGACUGUGUCGGUCUUGAUCGUGGGACGUCUGGGGCCUCAUGAGCUUUCCGUGGCAGCGUUCUCAUUCAUGUUGGCCACGAUAGGAUGGUGCGUCGCCCUAGGAGGUACCACAGCUCUUGACACCCUUGGCUCGCAAGCGUUCGCCGGAGGAGACCCGAAGUCCCUGUCUGUUCAUUUCCAGCGCUGCUUGGUUCUUCUAUGGCUUCUGUUCAUCCCCGUCGGCUUUUUGUGGGCCAAUCUAGAACCAGUCCUGUUACUACUUGGUCAACAGCCUGACCUGAGUCGCGACGUGCAGCGAUUCAUGACCGUGUUAAUACUUGGGGCACCAGGAUACAUCGGCUUCGAGAGCCUUAAGAAGUAUCUUCAAUGUCAAGGAAUUAUGCGCGCCUCGACCGUCGUCCUCAUCCUGGUUUCCCCUGUAAACCUCGGGCUCAAUGUCUUCUUCGUCCACUAUACGUCCCUUGGCUUUCUGGGUUCACCGGUUGCUAUAUCCGCGACAUUCACUCUUUGCUUCCUCAUCCUAGGAACUUUCACAUACUUCUCGCCCGCUCAUCGUGCGAACGAAGCUUGGAUCACUGCAAAUGUCGCUACUGUGUUCGAUCUGAGGAGUUGCGUGCAGUGCCUUAGUUUGGCAAUACCUGGAAUCUUGAUGGUUGGGACCGAGUGGGCUGCUUUUGAGAUAGUCGCACUCGCUGCAGGCCAUUUAGGCGCCCUACCCCUCGCUGCACAGUCAGUCAUAAUGACCGCCGAUCAAGUCUUGAACAACAUACCCUUCGGAAUUGGUGUCGCUGCUUCUACGCGUGUUGGUCGUCUGAUCGGCGGUCAACACGCGCAAGGGGCCAAGCGAGCCAGUCAUGCAUCCGCAUUGUUGAGCGCGAUCGUAGGAGUCGUCAUUAUGACGACCUUGCUGGCCUGCAAAAACGUUUUCGGCUAUGCAAUCAGUGAAGACAGGAACGUGGUUCAGCUAGUGAGCAAGAUCAUGCCGCUGGUUGCCUCGUUUCAGAUAUGCGAUUGUCUCGCUGGUUCAUGUGGUGGUGUUUUACGUGGACUGGGACGUCAACACCUGGGCGCGAUAUUCAAUCUCGUCGCAUACUAUGUCCUUGCGCUACCGAUGGGAAUCGCGCUCGCCUUCCUUCCCCAAACGCAACUCGGGCUCCAGGGUCUGUGGAUAGGACAAGUCGUCGCCCUCACCAUUAUUGCUCUGGGCGAAUAUGCUGUCGUCUGGCUCGCCAUAGACUGGGAAAGAGAGGUCCAACUUAGCAUCGAACGUAAUGAAGCGGAAGCAAAACGGCUGCACCUGCACGAACACGCAGAUCAAUUCAACUAGACCGGGUGCAAUCGAGGGUGCAGUUGAGCUAGUCGGACAUCAAUCGUGUGUUAUCCCAGAGACCCCACCUCCGACUCCGUCAUGUCGCUUGGUCGAGCCAAUCGGCGUACAAGCGACGGGCGCUGCUAGUUUCAACAGACGACUUUAACAGAAUAGUAUGUACGUAUACAGUAGACUCGUGCACGGAUGGAGCGAUGCAGUGAUAAAUGCCCAAGCGCCAUAUGCAGAUGCGAUAGCCGGCGGAUGGGCAGCACCUGCCUUGCACGGCACAUUGCAGGACUCUCUACGAGUUAGGAAUUCCCGCUGGCAUAGCUCGGAGACUGGAGCUCGUGCCUUUCAUUUUCGUGCGCUUCUGUGUCCUGUGCCCCAUAUCGUAAGUGUCCCUGAACUUGUCAUGCACGCGAGCUGCCAUGCUGCUGUGGCUUCCAAGUAGUACGGAUCCCCCCAUCCUUCUUUCCG